AUGCUAAAUCUUGGAAAUAAAAAUUGUAAGGAGCGCGAACAAACUAAGGCAUCCAUGGCAACUAUGCAGCAUCAUCAUAGUGAAAUAUUAAGGCAAACAACACAACGAAAUAUAAAAAUUGUUACUCCAUUAUCCACAAUGUUAUCAGUAGUAGUGCCAACACCCGCCACGACCACCACCACCACGAAUACACCCGUAAUAUCCUCCUCGACAAUGUCCUCUAGUGAAAUGGUUCGUAUGAAUACCGCCAUAUUUCAGACAGAGCAUAAUUCAUCGUCAGCAAUAUCAGGGUUAUUGUCAUCAACAUUAUAUUCAUCGUUGCUGUCGUUCUUGUCGUCCUCGUCUUCAGCAAAAGCAACAGCUACAACGAACAGCAACUCUUUGGGUCGAAACAAUAGCGAGACAAGAGCUAAAACAUCAUUAACACCAACGUGCUUAUUAAGGACGUUAAGGAAAACUAUUGCAAGCCAUAGUUUAGAUGGCAAGGGAGCUUCCAACAUUUCUUGUUGGCUCAACAGUAUCAUCAACACAAACAUCAAACACACAAUGAGGAGACAGCAACUUCAGCAGGAGCAGCAUCAAAAACAACCACAAAACCCGGGGUCAGUCCUCCUCCACCACCACCACCACAACAAACAUUCACAUUCAAACCAUUGUGCCGAAAUUUCAUUACAACAUCCAAAUAAUAGCACAAAUCUUGUACAGCAACAUGGAAGACACCGUUGUCGUCAUCAGCAGCGACAGAAAACGAAAGAAAGCCAGCAACACGGACACCACCCCAAACAAUUUUUAAAUAAAACACGAAAAUUCUUACAAUUGCUGACAUAUUUCGUAGCAAUCAUUACAACAUUAACAGUGCCGGCAACAUCAGCAUCAGCAACCGAACAACAUGUGAAUUUAAACGAAAGGAAUUUGAAAAUAGCAACGACAACGCCGGGGAAAAAUUCAUCCUGGACAGCAACGUUCAUAGUUAACACGGACAACAGCAACACUAACAUCAACAACAUCGAUAACAGUAACAAAUAUUCGCAGGAAUUUCAACCAACAGCAUCGCCAUCCCUGGCACUCAUUGAUGAGAAUGAUGGAAUGGCAUCGAACAUCCUUUCCGAACCAACAUCACCCAGCAACACAUUAUCCUUUGCAAACGAAAACAACAACAAAAUCAAUUCCAGGCUGGAUGUUGACAUCAAUAACGUCAUUAUUUCACGUUUUGUUCGUUCACUGGAUGGUGGAAGCAGCAGCAGUAGUAGUACCAGUAGUUCGAGCUCAUUCACUUCUUCUUCCUCAUCAUCGGCAUCUGGACCAUCUGGUAUUAUGAAUAUCAACAAUCAAAAUUUGGAUGUCGGUUUGGGCAACAACAACAACAUUGAAUGUCCCAGCUUUGAUGAGAGUUCGGCAUGUCCAUGUUAUAAGUUCGAAGAUGGUCUCUUCCUCGAAUGCCCCGGAACAACAGCAAUAUCGUUACGUUCAACCUUGGAACGUAUCUCUUCGCCAAUACACUCCCUGUCAAUUUAUGAUUUUGAUCGUUCGGUCACGUCCCUAUCGCAGGAUGUCUUCCAGCCAGGUGUCAAUAUAAGACAUUUGCAAUUUUCCCACUCACAUUUGGAAACGUUGAAAGAUAAUAGUCUCAAGAAUGUACGUGCAUCAUUGGAAUCGUUGAGCAUCGUUAAUGGUAAAUUAACACAGGUACGUACGUAG
This is a messenger RNA of Musca vetustissima, 1698 nucleotides long. RefSeq lists its product as uncharacterized. The record is from RefSeq and is a predicted model, not a curated record. Bases 1 to 1698 code for a protein of 565 amino acids. NCBI's taxonomy places the organism in Eukaryota, Metazoa, Arthropoda, Insecta, Diptera, Muscidae. The transcript has 2 exons.